Messenger RNA from Trichosporon asahii var. asahii CBS 2479, 924 nucleotides. RefSeq lists its product as uncharacterized. The record is from RefSeq and is a predicted model, not a curated record. The transcript has 2 exons. Bases 1 to 924 code for a protein of 307 amino acids. Lineage: Eukaryota; Fungi; Basidiomycota; Tremellomycetes; Trichosporonales; Trichosporonaceae.
AUGAUCAUAACCAAAAGGGAGAAGAUACCGAUCACAGAGGCGUAUCUCGCCGGAAAGACGGUCGACGAACUACACGCUGUCGCUGGAGAACAUGGACUCACCGGCGCCCUCAAGAUCAAGAACAAGUCAGAGCUGAAACGCUUCCUCAUGCGAUACGCGGACGCCAGUACAAAGGAGAAUGCCAUUAUCAUCCCCCCCGAUCAGGAACAGACAACGCUCGCUUUCAAGGUGUCAUCAGCGUCAACCUCUCAGAACGGUGGCAAGAAGGGUCGCACGAAGACAAAGUCGAACAAUGGCUCGCCCGCAGCGACGAAAGCUCCUGCGACGCUUCACUCCAUCCCGCUCUCGCCCACUCGACAGCUGAAACGUCCUCGCUACCCUCGCCCAUCUUCCUCGUCUCAUCCCGACUCCGCCUUCCGUUUGCCCAAGGGUGUGCCGGUUAUCAGUCUCCUCUCCGACGACGAUUCCGACGACGCAGCGAUCGAGAGGUGGCUGGCAAGGCCGCCCGUUGAUGCAAGCUCCAGGCCGCAGCAAGUCCAGCGUCCGAGUGGGAUCACAUCUUCGUCAACUUCCCCGAUGCCCCGUGUCCUGGACGACUCUCAACCGCAGAUCCCCCGGGACGAGACAGACGAGGAAGGCGAAGAGGAUGUCGACCAGCUGUCUUGGUCUGACGAGGAAGAGACUGCCGUUCCAACGCACGUCGCUCGUUCUCGCCAAAACAAGGCCGCGAAACAGUCUCGUCAGCAACGGAAUAAUCGGUCCAGCUCAACGGCUCGGCCCAUGAAACGCGGCCGCCCCUCUAACUCUGGACGUCCUGCCGCCACCCAGACCCAGCCCGUAGCGUCGACGCAACCCUCAGCCAACGAUGCGAGGCUCCUCAGCCCUCCUGCUUUGCCAACUUCGAGGUGGAAGCAUUUGGAGUGA